Setaria italica (foxtail millet) is the source of this 1425-nucleotide messenger RNA. RefSeq names its product telomeric repeat-binding factor 2. Lineage: Eukaryota; Viridiplantae; Streptophyta; Magnoliopsida; Poales; Poaceae. The record is from RefSeq and is a predicted model, not a curated record. Bases 34 to 1038 code for a protein of 334 amino acids. The transcript has 5 exons.
ACCCAUUCGUCGUUUCGCAUCGCCAUCGCCGCCAUGCCGCCGCUAGCCGCCGCCGACGCUUUCCUCGUUCUCGAGUUCAUCGCCGGCAACCGCCGCAUCCCCCACGCCGUAUUCACCGCCAUCCUCGGCUCCCUACCCUCCUCGUCGCCCCGCACCUCCCCGCGCCUCCGCAAAGCCCUAGUGCUCCGCGCCCUCCACGCCGCCCUCCACCCUGAAGACGCCUCCUGCUCCUUCACACUCCUCCGCAAGGCGCGGAGGGUCCUCGCCGACCCCGACGCCGCCGCCUGCUUCCCCUACCAGCUCUCUCUCGCAGAAAACGAACAAGAGGACGGGGCUAGGGCCGCGGUGGCCGAUCUCAAGCGCCUCCUCGACCAUGAGUGGGCCAAUCUCCCACCCUCCACGCUCGAGCUCGCCGCCGACCGGCUCGCCGGACACAGGUCCCUCCACGCGUGGGCCGCCGCGGACCAUGCCAAUCGUACAAAGCUUCGCCUGCUCGUAGGGGAGUCCACAGAGCGUGAGAUUUUAGCCAAGCUUAUGCAAGAUGAUAACGCAAACAAUGCUAAUGAAGCUGAUGUUGCUCAACGAAACCAUGAGGCUGAUCCUUCGAAGAAAAGCAGUGAAGCUGGCUGUGCUCAAGAAGGUACGGCUGAGCAUCAAAAUGCGUUGAUAGGAGGAGCACAGGGUGUCCAACUUCCGGAGAAGUCUGUCCCUGCGUCUAAAAAGCGCAGUCUUAUGGAGAGACAUCCCAAUGCAAGUACUUAUGAGUGGGAUGGCUUGGAUGACUCUAAUGAUGACAGGCCAUUAGGGAAGCGUGAGUUACCCCCUUUCGAGAGGAAACCACAUCCUGCCCCUACAUGUGCACAUAAGGUCAGAAAGAAGUGGAUUGAGAUAGAGGAAAAAACCUUGCUGGAAGGGGUUGAGAAGUAUGGCAAAGGCAAUUGGAAAGAUAUCAAAAUGGCAUACCCUGUCAUCUUUGAAGAGAGAUCAACGAUCGAUCUGAAGGACAAGUUCAGAAAUAUGGAAAGACUCUCGGCUUGAGGCCUGGUGGUGCUGUGCUUCUGCUCUGCUCUGUAGAUACUAGUGUAAUAAUUAGAUCAACCUAGGAGGAGCUAGGUGAUUUUUCAUUAAGAAGAAGAAAUAGGCAUCCAAAUUUAAGCUAGAGGGGAUUCGAACCUGGGUGGUUAGAUGGUUAGAGUGCACGACCACCCCUCUCAUCCUAACCAGUUGAGCUAGGCACUUCCUAUACUACUGUAGUAGGAAGUAAGGUGCGUGCAGACGUUUUGUUUUUGUGUUGUAUAUGGAGUGCCUGGCCUGGAGGGUAUGCACUAUGCAGGAGAGGAGAUUCAGUGUCCAAAGGAAAGACUCAGUUUUCCAAAUGCAUAUGAAGAAUCUCGAGGACUGGGCAUCUUCUCUCAUCUCUCCGCA